AUGGAUCGCUCGCGAGUGCCGUUGGAAGACGGUUACGGCAAAGCUCUCGGUUCAGAGAUCUCAAGAGCGACAUCGCCCGGCGGUGCAUGGACCGAGACAAAUGGCAGAAACGGGGAUGCAGACACGCAGCCGCGCCGGAACCGUCCACGAACCUAUCCCUACUUUCAGGCUCUACCAUAUGAGGUUGAGGAUGAGGCGAAGCGCCAACAUGACCUGUCAGAAAUCUUGAAACAUCUGUACAUUGCAGUGCAGGCGGGCGACUUCACACCUGGCGCGGUACAUUGGACAAGAGAGUUGCGCAGCUGGUUGUCGCUCAAGUUCGACCCAAGCAAGGAACAGCGAGUUAAGCUGGUCAAGCUGUACUAUGAGCUCGCUCUUGCUCCCGGCAUCGACCCAAGCGUUGGUGAACGCUUUGCUAGCAUGUUCAUGUUGCUCACGAAGCGCAAGCAUUACCUGCGCCCCCUCAAGGAUCUGACUCUCGACUGGCGACCGUUGUUCAGAGAGAUCAAAAUCUUUGUCAUUCCCGCCGAGUCGGGUCUCAUACAGACUACCAACCUCAAGCGGAACAUCAAGACCUUGACAAAGCUGAGCUCUUUUGCUCAAUUGUAUUUCGACCCGGAAGAUGUUCCAGCCAUGUUGGAAGAAAUCAUGCCGCACUUUACAAUGUCAUUUACCGAGGGUGCCUUCGUCGUAACAGGUCUGCUCAACCUCCUGCUACCAACAGCGCCCCCACCACCGAACCGCAAAGAUCUUCUCCCGCAGGAGCACCUCCCGACGUACUUCCACAUGUGGUCUCUAUUGAAUCGCUCUAAGUCAGCAGAUGUGGCUUUCCUAGACUUGUUCUCCAGGAUGGCUCGAGACUGUCUCCCAAGCCCUGAUGUUCCUUUCUCGGAAUUCGGUAUCUUUUCGCCGGAGCAAGCGACCCUAACCUUCACGGCCGUCUUACGACUGCUCGAAAUCCCUGUCGGACAAUCGACGUCACCGUACAGUGCACUUGUUGAUCUGCUUGCAGGUAUGGGCAUAAUUCUGGAUCGCGACCCGAGAAAGCAUCCAUCUUCGCAUCAUAUCGCCGGGUGGAUAGUGAUGUCGCUAUCACCACAAUGCCUCGAAAAGAAGGACUCUGUCCUGUCCUUGCUUGAGAGCUUGAUCCAGGCCAUUGAGACCUUCUUCCAUCCAUCCAAUGCAGGGUCCUGGACAAAGGCCUUAUCACAGCUCGUAUUCUAUCUGUCAGACUUCUUCGUCAUGAGAUGGAAUCGGGAACACAAUGGUGAGCUAGAAGUUCCCGAGGAUCGAAGACUCAACGAGCCUCUCAAACGCCGCUUCGUUCUCUGUCUACGAGACGUCAUCUUCAUGGGUAUCUAUGCCAAGAGCAACACUGCGAUGAGCUAUUCAUUAUCUACUCUGUCUGCCCUCGCCAAUCUUGAGCCCGACUUGAUCCUCCCAGGCGCCCUGCAGCGGAUUUACCCCUCUAUGCAGGGCCUUGUCGAGGUUCAUCGAACAGUCUCAUCUUUGAGAUCAUUACAGUCCCUUGCCAGGACUAUGAUCAGAACCAAGGGCUACAGAUGCCACAUCACUGCACUUUUGGGUCUUGCCCUACCUGGAAUUGAUGCAAAUGAUUUGGAGAAGACGUUGUACACAUUAUCUUUCCUCUCAAAUAUCUGCUACAACAUUCCAUUCGUUGACCUGUCAGAAGGCCGAGAGGAUGUUCAAGGCAAUAUGCUCGCCAUGCAAUGGAUCACUGGCGAGAUGGAGAAGAUGGAGCAGGAAGGAGCCACCAUUGAGCUGAACUACUCAGCUCUCGAUGAGAGAGAAGAGGAGAUGGUUCUUGCAUCAUCUACAGCCGGAUUUGGUGAAUUUGUAUCCUCGUUCCUCGGUCGGGUAUUUACCCUCUUGGAGAACCUGCCAGAUGCAACACGAGUCAGAAGCGGCUCUCCCGAAGAGAACAUCGUCAAUACUCUGCCUGCCGCGUUCCUACCACUACUGUCCUCGCUCUCACCGGAUUUGUACGACCAAGCUUUGAACAAGAUCGUAGACUUUGUCUCGACGCAUGUCAUCCACCAAUCAAGAGACGCCAUGGCGUUUAUUUGCAACUGCCUAUGCAAAGUCAACCCCGAGAAGGCUCUUGGAAAGCUGAUUCCGGUGUUAGUCAGCGCCAUUCGCACCGAGAUCGAUGAGAAUGGUGCUGGCUCGACUCGAAACGCGGCUUCUGACGUUCUUCCACGCGACCGCGGUCUUGUCUGGAACAUCAGCAUGCUUAGUAUGUGCAUUGUUCAUGUUGGUAGUGCGGUCAUGAACCACAAAAAGGAGCUGUUUGACAUUGCAGUCUACAUGCAGAAGCAUUGCAAGGGAAUGCCCACCGUUCACAUUUCCAAUUACAUUCAUCACCUUCUCCUCAACCUGACUGGAACUUUCACGAUCGACUGCGCCCUGUACGAACCCGAACAGAUCAAGGAUGGCAUUUCCGCCGACCUGUGGGGUAAAGCCGAGCUAGCUCAGUCUAUCAAACCCAAAUGGCAUGUUCCAUCGAAGGAAGAGCUCGACUUCGCCGUGGAGCUGUUCCAGAAUCAGGCCGAGACUGCCAUCACACAGCUACAAGCUCUAGCAAAUGGGACGUCCCCAAUCAAGCGUGAUGGAAGCGGGAAAGAGUGGUCCGAUGAAGUGUCCAGGAACCUGGUGCUCCUUCGACUGCUGCUUGCGGGCGUAUCUGUGCUCUUCGACGCCAAUGGUGUUAAUGAGGGUCUUGUCACGACUGCCAAUGGUAUCGAUGCCGACACUUCUAUGUCGCAAGCUAACGGGCAUGCGCCUGAGGAUGCUGAUCCCGCUGCCGAAGCUGAAGCUGCACUCGACGGCACUGAUGAGACGGAUAUCAAGCCCUCAUUCCAGUACCCGACCGGGUACCGCCUGACGCCCGGGGACGCUAGCUAUAAGCUCAUUCACAAGACGCGUCAAGAGAUUGGCAAGGUCUUGCACGAGGUACACGUAUUUUUGACGCGCGAGAGUGAAGACGAUGUUUCAUCCUUCGCUCCGCUGUAUACGGCAUAUAGAUCAUGGUUCGUGGAUGUUGGUAUAGAACGUUCGGCUCACGUUUUGGACCGCAUAACUCGGCUGCUGCAAGCCGACGAGCAGCCGUACAAGGUCAGUGGCAUCAGAAAGGACUACCCACGUGCAAUCCUGGUACGGCGAGCCAACGUCUAUCAUACCCAACGACUGCGGCACAACGCCGCUCCCAGACCCCGCUCUGAACUAGAUGAGCAGCUCCUGCUGGACCUGGCCCAGUCUUCAGCGUCACUGUACACAGAGGUUCGACGCAAUGCGCAAGCCGCUGGCGAGUCGGCCCUUAAGGUGGUCUUCGGUGCUCGUCUCUUUGUCAUUCCACCACUCCUCGAAUCAUUCAAGAACGCAGUUCAGCGCAACGACUUUGCCCGCAUCAAAGGCGCACUAUUUGCGUUGCUGUUUGGUAGUCUCUCGAAGACUGUUGGACGCCACUGGAAAUACACCCCGGAUGUCAUUCGAACCUUUAUCGAGGCGAGCAGCGCGGACAAGCCUUCAAUUCAGAAGCUGUGCAGUGGCGGCUUGUUCCAAAUCAUGGACUAUGGACGGCCGGUUGACCGCAUGGCUAUCGUCGAGCAGUCGGUCGUGGAAACUAUUGCCCCAUCGGAUGACGUGGGAGACAAGAUUGCGAAAAAGAAGAAAUUCAUCUUAUCGAAGCGUACUAACAUCGAGCGAAAGAAGUCAGAGCUUGCAGAAGAGCUCAUUGAAGUGGCUCGCGCAUCUCACUGGAAAAAGGCUCAACGCAUUUCUACCCUCGUCAUGUCUCUCGGUAUGCGAUUUGACCACGUUGCAUCCGAUAACAUGAUCGAGCUGAUCACACGUGGCACGAUUGACCAACAUCCGAACCUGAGAGGCCUGUACUCACAAGGUAUGGUAGCCUUGUUCACCAUGACCGAUGUCCGAGCCGUUUGCAACCACAACUAUGCAAAUUACAUCCGUGGCAUUCAAGAAUUUCCUGCCAAAGUCAAAGUUCCUACCGCCCCGGCGGACAAAGCUUACACUAACCAAUAUCUUACCCACUUUGCUCAGCCCGAGGCUGAUGUCUACAUUGACCAUGACUACCCUGGCUGGCUAGUGUGGUGUAAGGAAAUGCCAGGCUACAAAUCUAAUAUCCAGAACGACAUCAUCUAUGAUGAGCUGGAAUGGAAGAAACGAACGGUCAUGGGCAAGAUUCUGGAUCGUGCCUGGUUCUCCACUUUCUUCAAGUAUCUCAAGCAAGAGCCUCGAGACUCUUCUACUGACAAGUUCCGGAUGCCAAGCGCGAUGCUGUUGACCUACGCUUUCGAACUCAUCAUCCGCGAUGGUCUUGCGGUUGCCACAUUCGAUGAUAUCAAGGAAGAGACACUAGACGUGUUUGGGGAUGGUAGUGAUAAGCACCAGCACCGAGCAACAGCCGAAAUCCUGGGUGGCCUCAUCACAGCUGUUAUGGACACAUCGAUCGAACGCCGGACAAUGAUCUGGGAAUUUGCUUUCCCCAUCAUUCAGAAGGUCUUCUCAGAGGGCCUCACACCCGAGAACUCGGGGUACUGGACAACCUUUCUCCACAUGAUCCUGCAGAGCCGCGAUCCUCGACGUGCAUGGCCAUUGGUCGAAUGGCUUGCCAACUUUAGGCUGGAUAUGAACUCCAAUGCGGCUUUCAAGGAGAGCUCAAAGAUCCAUUUGUUGCAUCAAGUCGUGAUGGACGCGGGUUGGCACUUUCAGCUUGACAAACCCAUCUCGGCAGAUUUCCUUGCCCACAUUGAUCACCCAUACAAGGGUGUACGAGAAGCUAUGGCUCAAACUCUGGCGACGAUCACUAGAACCAGGUAUCAUGAAUCCUACCAGGACGUCAAAGCUCUAGUCAAAGCUCAAAGGGAGGCGGGCCCGAUUGGUACUCAGCCGUACAUGCCCACAGCUGAGUUUGACAGCAUAAUUCACGAAAUCUUUGCACGCAUCGACAAGUGGCGUCACGAGCGCUCCCCCGGCCAGCAGACUCCAUCCGCAUACACAUCUGGUAGCAAAACCAUCCUUUUGUGGCUGGACGCUAUGCUCUCCUCAUAUGAGUGUACACAGCUGCUGAGUUACUUCCCUGAUGUCUUCACUGAGCAGUUUCUGCACAUGAUGGAUGUCAAGGAAGAUCCCGAGUUACAAUCAUUGGCAUAUCAUGUGUUUAGACAUCUGCCAAAUAUUCCCCACCGCAUUGGCCAGGAUAUGCACCUUAUCGGCUCCCUCAUUCGCAUCGGCAGGACGUCCAAGUCCUGGCAUCAACGUCUGCGAGUCAUGAUCAACAUGCAGAUCAUUUUCUUCAGACGCUUGUUCCUUCUGUCUGAGCUGAGCAAACAGAAGCUCUUCGAUUGCGUGGCCGACAUGCUCGAAGAUCCUCAACACGAAGUCCGCGCCGGAGCAGCCACUACCCUCUCUGGCAUGAUCCGAUGCUCACCGCUGAUUUUGCGAGAGCGCAUAAUCAAGCAGCUUGGGGAUAAAUUCACAAAAAUGUUGGUCGAGAACCCUUUGCCCAAGAAGCCCAAGGGCCAGGCUGCUGCACUCGCUUCGGUGAGAUCAUCAGGGACCAGCACGCCUACCCCUGAGCAUCAACGCCUGGUGAUCACUCGCCACGCGGCUGUACUGGGCCUAGGAUCGUUAAUUCAAGCUUUUCCAUACUCAAGUCCACCACCUCAUUGGAUGCCCGACAUCUUGAUCACUUUGAGUAACAAGGCUGCGGGUGACCCAGGCAUGAUUGGCAAUGCAGUCAAGGCCAUCAUCAGUGAUUUUAAAAAGACACGACAAGAUACGUGGCAUAUUGAUGUCAAGGCAAGUCUAUUCAGCACCAUCUCCCCCAACUCAAGCUAA
Cyphellophora europaea CBS 101466 is the source of this 5880-nucleotide messenger RNA. RefSeq lists its product as uncharacterized. Gene Ontology annotation, biological process: proteasomal ubiquitin-independent protein catabolic process. The transcript has a single exon. Gene Ontology annotation, cellular component: cytosol; nucleus. The record is from RefSeq and is a predicted model, not a curated record. Lineage: Eukaryota; Fungi; Ascomycota; Eurotiomycetes; Chaetothyriales; Cyphellophoraceae. Gene Ontology annotation, molecular function: peptidase activator activity; proteasome binding. Bases 1 to 5880 code for a protein of 1959 amino acids.